Molecule: messenger RNA, 548 nt
Organism: Vitrella brassicaformis
Lineage: Eukaryota; Vitrellaceae
Source: the annotation of a GenBank genome assembly
AUGGCUGUUUCCCACGAUGACCCACCAGCUCGUCGAGCAGCAUUACAACAGCGCAUCCUCGGCAAGCGGAUAGCAGACCUCCCGGCUGACGGGCAGCACAUGGCGGGAAUGGAGACCGCCAUCAAGCAGCUGGUGAUGAACCUUGGAGUUUCGAGCACUUCUCCACAGUUCGAUGCCCUCAUCAAGGCCAGCAUGGCGGGUGCAACGAUCGGCUACGAUAUGGCCAUUCGAGCGAUCGCCGACAUCGUCCCCGACGCCGUGGCCGACGUCCAGGAGACGACGGCUGACUCCAUGCACGUCCUCGAUGACGCCGUCAGCCAUCUGGGGCACAAGCACGAGCAGCUGCUCGGCGGUGUCUGCCGAGCAGUUGCUAACAUGACCACGGUCGCCAUCCACCACGACAGCCGCCUGGACGCCAUCGAGCGGAAGGCGGUUCAAGGGCGACUUCGCAUCAAGAAUGUGCUGCACCCCAACGACCCUCCCCUCCCCCCCGCCCACCUCAAGGCGCACAUCUGCGGCAUACUGGCCAACGCCGCCCCCUCCCUCCC